This is a messenger RNA of Protobothrops mucrosquamatus (brown spotted pit viper), 2727 nucleotides long. RefSeq names its product telomerase-binding protein EST1A-like. Gene Ontology annotation, cellular component: telomerase holoenzyme complex. Gene Ontology annotation, molecular function: telomeric repeat DNA binding; protein binding; telomerase RNA binding. The annotation marks the transcript as partial. The record is from RefSeq and is a predicted model, not a curated record. Lineage: Eukaryota; Metazoa; Chordata; Lepidosauria; Squamata; Viperidae. The transcript is spliced from 12 exons. Gene Ontology annotation, biological process: nuclear-transcribed mRNA catabolic process, nonsense-mediated decay.
AUGGCGGCGGCGGGGCUGGAGCGAGUCCGCGUUUCGGCGGCGGAGCUCCGGCGGGGGAUUCUGGCUACGGCGGAGGCGGCGGCGGCGGCGACGCACGAGAGGGGCGGCCCAGAGACCAUGAAGGAGCCCCGGCAUCGUAAGGACAACCGGCGUCCGGAUCUCGAGAUUUACAAGCCGGGCCUCUCCCGCUUGAGGGGCAAGCCUGGCCCGGCCAAGCAGGAGCUCCCGAGAGAGGAAGAAGCCACGGAGGAGGGCCUGGGCCCCGGGAAGCCCGCGGCAGCUCCCUGCAGGGAGGACACCCCGCUCCCCCAGGCCCCCCCUGAGGACAAGGCCCAGCCCCCCAACGGCUUCCUGGAAGGUCCUCCCCAGGGCCCCGGGGGGCCCCCGCAGGACUGGUGCCCUCGCAUCGUCAGGCGAGCCAAGAAGCCCGACCAGCAGAUCUACCAGCCUGGCAAACGCCUGCAGGCCUCGCCCCGGGAGGCGGGGGCUGCCCCCCUGGCAGACGAGGAGCUCCCCCCGAAGGAGGAGAGGGGAGCAGACGGCGAGAAGGACGCCGGGAGGGCUGGCCAGGGCCCCGGGAAGCCAGGGGGCCCAGAAGGAGGGCCCAACCAGGAAGGGGCCAGGCCUUUCCGGGGGGAGAAGGGCAGGCGGGCCGAGCGGCCCCGGAAGGCCCGAGACGAGCCGGGUCACGGCAAGGGCAGCCCCCCCAAGCGGUACUCGCGCUCGGACAAGCGUCGCAGCCGCUACCGCACCUGCAGCACCAGCUCGGCUGGCAGCAACAACAGCACCGAGGGGGCCCGUGGGGAGGCAGAAGUGGGGAGGAAGCCCCCGGAAAGGCCCCGCCCACAGAAGCAGCUCUCCGCCUCCUCCACCGACUCCCUGGAAGAGGACAGGGCCGAGGAGGGCCCCGAGGCCAGGAGGGCCCCCGAGCACAGCCGGCUCGCCCGCGGCCAGGAGGCCAGAGCAUCCCAGGGGGGCCCCUGGCCGGCCGGCAGGGGCUCUGCAGCCUCCCAGCCCGACUGGCGAAAGGGCGGCAAGCCCUCCGGGGCCACCCCCAGGGACCCCGCAGAGGCCGGGGAGGGGAAGCCCCAGAACCGGGGCCGAGGGAUCCUGGUGCUGCCGGCCAACACGGACCUGACCCCCAGCGGCACAGGGUCCCCCGAAACUCCCCACGGAGGGGGCGCCCGGCUCCUUUUUGGCAGCAGCAAAGGCCCUCGGGGCUGGAGCCGGGGGGGCACGUCCCGUCGGCUCUGGGACCCCAACAACCCGGAGCAGAAGCCGGCGCUGAAGAGCCCGGGGACCCAGCUGCACUUCUUGGACACGGACGACGAGGGGGCCCCCGUGCCUCGAGGGGAGCCCCGCCAGGCCCAGGCCCCCUACUACCGGUUCCAGAACUCGGACAACCCCUAUUACUACGGAGGUUGCAGGGCGGAGAUGCUGCAGCUGUACGAGCUCUGCCUGCUGACCGACAUCGAAGUGGCCGAUGCGCAGAACGUGGACCAGCUGCUCUGGAAGAACGCCUUCUACCAGGUGAUCGAGAAGUUCCGACAGCUGCUCAAGGACCCAGCGGGCGGGGAGAGCGCCCAGGAGAUCCGCGGAAAGCUGCUCCAGAUCCUGGACGAGGGCACCGUCUUCUUCGACGGCUUGCUGCAGAAGCUGCAGGCCACCUACCAGUUCAAGCUGGAGGACUACAUGGACAGCAUGGCGGUUCGCACCAAGCCCCUGCGGAAGACGGUGAAGUACGCCCUCAUCAGCGCCCAGCGGAGCCUGAUAUGCCAGGGCGACAUCUGCAGGUACCGCGAACAAGGCAGCGACACGGCCAACUACGGGAAGGCACGCAGCUGGUACCUGAAGGCCCAGCACGUGGCCCCCAAGAACGGCCGCCCGUACAACCAGCUGGCCCUCCUGGCCGUCUACACGAGGAGGAAGCUGGACGCCGUCUACUACUACAUGCGUAGCCUGGCCGCCAGCAACCCCAUCCUGACGGCCAAGGAGAGCUUGACCAGCCUCUUCGAGGAGACCAAGCGCAAGGCAGAGCAGCUGGAGCAGAAGAGCCCCCGGGGCCAGGGCAGCCAGCGAAGCAGGAGGGCGGCCUUCCGGCCCUCCGGAGACGAUGCCACCCGCCUGGAGCUCUGGAUCCACCCCUCUCACCCGCGCUCCGGCCAGGGCCACGACUCCAGCCGGGACUCCGGGCAGGAUAGCGGCCUGGGCGGCCUCAGCCCCAGCGAGCUGAACAAAAGGUUCGUCCUGCGUUUUCUCCAGGCUCAUGGGAAGCUGUUUACCAAGAUUGGGAUGGAGACCUUCCCGGCGGUCGCAGCGGAAGUCCUGACCGCCUUCCAGGCCCUGCUGGAGCACAGCCCCCCACCCAUUGGGAGCAGCCGCCUCCUGCAACUCAUGGCCAUCAACAUGUUCGCCGUGCACAACUCCCAGCCCAAAGAGUGCCCGUCCGAAGACUGCCGCUCCGUGAUCCAGCAGCAGGCCUGCGCCCUGGGCCUCGCCAUGUUUGCCAUCCUGGUCAAGCGCUGCACCCACCUGCUCCAAGAGGUCUCCCUAGCAGGGUCGGCUCAGGCCCAGGGAGAGGCCGAGGACGACGACAUCAAGGUCUCCGCUUUCCCGCCAGACCUGAAGGAGCUCCUGCCCAGCAUCAAGGUGUGGUCGGACUGGAUGCUGGGACACCCGGACACCUGGAACCCCCCGCCCAGCGCCCUGGAGCUGCCCCCCGCGUAC